AUGGUGAGAACAUCGCAGAUUGCGCGGGAUUCAACCGAAGAACCCAUCCGAUGGAUCCAACGAGACUAUGUCGACCAUCAAGGCAACCCGGUCAUUUUGGGGAAGGUGGCUAGCCACGGAAGGCAGUUUUAUCAACCAGAGCCAAACGAACUCGAGGCGUACCGACUUCAAGUAUACAGCACGACUCCCAUCCAGCCGGAAGAGUUCAACAAUCUGUACGAAUAUUUUUACUCGGAAUUCGACCAGUUUCCCUUUCUAGAAAUUUACUCAUACAACCCACCGGAUGGUCUGGCUUGCGUGGAACAUCAGCGUCACGAAAUUGCUUAUCGAAAGCGUCUUCAGGCUGGACAGCGGGGAGGCCUUCCGCCUUUGAUCCCCACGAUGAAAAUUGGAUUUAAGGGCGAGUUCAUGUCAGGAUUCUGUUUCCUUCUCACGUCUAAAAGCUAUCUCCAAGGUGCAUACCGUGAUAAUGACCACGGUACCGGCCCCUACUGGAUUACCUUCGAUCGGAGUCUUCCAGCUGUUACGAAGGAGCUCCCUAUGAUAAAACGUCUUGGUAGCCCCGCGACUAAGCUUCAAACUUUUGCGGAGGGGGGUAUCUCAGUUGAUCCAGAAAUUCGCGAUAUCAAUGUGGAUAUUACGACAAAUCAGAACGGAUUCGGCUUUGAUAUAAAAGAUCUUAUGAUAGGACGCUAUUCGACAUAUGUUUAUGGGCAAUUUGAUUAUGGGCUAUAUGAACCGUCCCCGCCCGCAUUGUCCGAGACUCUCACUAUACAACAUAUCCAAGAGGCUUUAGAGCAGCAACAAACGGCGGAAAUCCAAUCCCUUAAUUUGAAUGUAUUUCGAAUUAUAUGGGGAUCUGAGAGGAGUACUAUCACUAUCACGAACAAGUCUUUGGAUAGUCAAUGUGACCUUCAGUACGUGAUCUAUGUCCAGUUCCUCGCGGAUAUCGAGAUCAAGCAGGAAAGGUCCAAUCUCCUAGAGACAACCGCACGCACAUUCACUGCAGCCAUCAUCUCCUAUCUCCCCGUCUCCAAAACAAUUUACUUCGAGUUCAGGAUCCCCACCUCCUCCUCCUUAUCUUCCCUCAUAUCUGCGCCACCCAACGGAUUUGACAUCGGUGCCUCCCACGAAUUCCAGGCGGGCUCAGGAACGUUUAUACGGGCAUUGCCUCAGGGUUCGCGUGACUAUUCCUUCCGCCCGUUCUCCUAUUACUAUUUUACAGUGGUUCUUGAUAAGCCUACCUUCAUUCAUGAGCCCGGUGUGCUAUUCUUCACUCUCUGGGCCGACCCCGCGCUAGAAAUUGAAAUUGACCCCGACUCUAUCACGGAUCCUAUCAUUGAGACUCGUCGGAGUGCUGGUAUCUAUGAAGCUACGAGAAGACUCGGCAUGCUUUCGGUGGCAGAGAAUAUCCAGGAUAGUGCAAGGAAGCUCACGCGAGAGGAGCAUAGGGAAUUGUUGUCUUUGUCACCGGAGGAGUACGAAGAGAAGAUGAACUUCUAG
Messenger RNA from Penicillium verrucosum, 1503 nucleotides. RefSeq lists its product as uncharacterized. The transcript has a single exon. The record is from RefSeq and is a predicted model, not a curated record. Bases 1 to 1503 code for a protein of 500 amino acids. NCBI's taxonomy places the organism in Eukaryota, Fungi, Ascomycota, Eurotiomycetes, Eurotiales, Aspergillaceae.